Molecule: messenger RNA, 2878 nt
Organism: Lineus longissimus
Lineage: Eukaryota; Metazoa; Nemertea; Pilidiophora; Heteronemertea; Lineidae
Product: insulin-like growth factor-binding protein complex acid labile subunit
Exons: 3
Coding region: 317-1537 (406 amino acids)
Cellular component (GO): plasma membrane
Molecular function (GO): protein binding
Source: RefSeq, a predicted model, not a curated record
ACCGGUCAAUGGCAGUAUUCAGGAAAUAUCACUCUAAUAGGCAAAUAACACGCGCCGAACGUGACAUUCAUUCAAUAACUAUACGAAAGGACACAUGUAAACUUUGAUAAUUCGUGAACAUGCAAAGGUAUAAAUACCCGAUGUAUCGGUUCAGUUCAGGAGAGUACACCGAGAAGAUUCGGGUCCAAGAUCACCUCGCGUUUUGAUGUGUACUUAACCGUACGACGAGAGACGAUGAUUCGUUCACCUUCGUACCAAAUUCGGAAAUGAAAAGUUGAUAUUUCUAUCGUUGAGUAAAGAGAAACUACUUGCCCAGAUGAUUCCUGGCCAUCAGUCGCUGGCUACAAGCCAUUUUAUUAUCCUGCUUUUCGACCUAGUCAUCACCUUUCACCCUGCCGCCUCCCAAUCAUGUCGGAUAUAUUACAAGUACGGUGAGGCCACGCUAUCAUGUGCCAAGGAGAACAUGAACAGGGUGCCUCAUUUCAACCACAAUAUCCCACCAGUUAACGUAAUCGACCUCUCUGAGAACUCCAUAACCGCCAUCACCAACAACCCGUUUAAGGGGGUCAAGACGAAAGGGCUAAGACUCGGAUUCAACAACAUUGAAUACUUAGAAAGAAAUGCUUUCAAGGCAAUCCGACGGGACCUGCGCUUGCUGGACCUCAGGUACAACAAACUGACGUCACUUCCGAUUGAUGCCAUAAUGAAGCUUAAGCAUCUCCGGAAGUUAGAUCUUUCCCAUAAUGCAAUAACAUAUCGUCACGAGGAUGAUAUGAAUUUCGUUUUUCACGCCUCCGAAAUGCAAGUUCGUUUGGAGAGCAUUGACCUGUCUUACAAUCCUCUGCGGGGAUUUUAUCAAUAUCUCAAACUGGGAAGCGGAAUUAAGGAAUUUCGUGUCUCAAACGCGGAGCUCAGCGAGAUGCCGCCAGUGCUGGUUGAGUUACAUGACGCUGUGGUUCUAGAUCUAUCCGGGAAUAGAAUAAGGGACAUCUCUGAUGAAAUUUUGAAAGGAUUUAAACAUUUAGAGGUACUUCAUCUUGAUAGGAACGCCUUCAAAAUAGUGCCAAGUGGAAUGAAACAUUUGAAGAAUCUAAAACUACUCACGAUGAGUGGGAAUCAGAUCCAAUAUAUUCAUAAAGACACGUUCUUCCAGUUAGUAAACUUAAAGAUUGUGUCCUUAAGCAAUAAUAAACUCACAGGAGUCAGCGCGAAGGUUUUUGAAAGUGCGCAUGCGCGGAUGACGGUUGAUUUAUCAUCCAAUAAAAUUCGCAAGAUAGACCAGUGCUUCCUCGCCUCCAGUGUGAGGAGACUUUACUUGGAGCGAAACAAAAUAGAGUGUGACUGUCCUCUGUUUUGGUUAAUUGAACUCGGUAAGGUUGACACAUCAAUUAUGGAGAAUUCAGACAUUUGUGGCGGGGAGAAAAUCCACAGUUUAAAUUAUGGUUUGAAGAUUCCCAUGUGGAUGCGGGAGACAAGGAAGUAUGGCAGGUGUCCUGAAAAAGACCUGGAAAAUUUUGAUUUGCAGAUUUGUGAAUAGAGUCUGACUUUGUAGAUAUACAUGUAUAAAGAGGUGAAUAUUGUAAACCGCGCUUUAUUUUCGCGGAUUUGCAAAUACUCUCGAUUCGCAAAACUAAUUGUAAAAACUUUAAUGCACUUUUCAUUUGAAAAACCCUAAGCAAUUUUGUCAUCCGUCAAAAUAAGAUUAUUGGUAUUGACUGAGUAAGGUUAAGGAAGAGAGUUACCCCUUGUAUGUUCCCUAUUUCCAUAAUUAUUUGUUUAUAAGUGCACCGAUGAGCAUUAAAUUGUACAUCAUAGGCUUGUAGAUAAUGAAUGUUGAUUGACCAGUAAACUGUGCUGUAACUCAUUGCAGUUCGUGUAAUAUGUGUCCCAGAAAAAGUGUCUAUGUGAAAUGACCGACAAAUUUUAGUUAGUGUCGUUUUUGAGAAUUCUGGUUCAGGAGCUUCGGAUUCGUUAUUUAACGGAACAGCGAAUCAGCGUUCAUUCAUGUUCCAUUGUAAUACCGCUGUGGUUUCCCGCUCUAGUGGAAUCAGGCCUUUAGCAUGUUAUUUCUUCAGUCCGGACCAACGUUCAUGUCGUCAGUCCCAGAUUAAAGCCCUAUUUUCUUCUUACUCCAAUGACGGUUAGAAAAGUCGACAUUUGUAAACGAAUAGUACAUCCGAGAAAUAAGAGCGCAUUGCAAAUGAGAAAUCGGAGAAUGACGCACAAUGUAACACAUUGGGCCAUUAUUUUACGAAUAACACUCCUAAGAAAAUGGGAUCUCAAUUAUUUUUAUCAGGGCUCAAACGCACGGGCUGAAGUCGGGCGAUACCCGCACCCAUUCGUCGAUCUCACGAUAUCCUGUACAGGUUCUGAGGUAAUCCGCGUCACUGAUUGCAUUCCGAUACCUAUUUCCUUUACUAGUCCUGCCAUCUUACACUUAAUACAGGUGCGAACCCUACUAAUCCUUGAUAAUUAAUUUGCUUGGCGAAAAAGUUGCUAAGACUCGGCUGGGUCGAUGUGAUAAGUUUGGAACAUUGUUAUACCGAGACAUGAUAUUACGUUCAAGAUGUAUCUCACCAGCAGGGACUAUUCCCGAAACCCCACAAUACGAACAGCAGAUGACCGAAUUCGGCACUGUGAUAAAAUGUUGUUAAGACGAGAGAAUCUUUCAAUUCUGACGAAAUAAAAGGUACCAGUGUAAGAAUCUUUACGCGGGUACGUGUAAAAACACAAAUUCGUGUCAAUGGAGUCUGUGGCUAGCAUGCCUGGUAUUCAUGUCAUCCGUAUUCUAGCACUUUUGUUUAUUUUCAUUUAUGUUUAGUUUCAAUAUACACAUGUACUUGUAUAUAGUCCUCAUUAAACCAACACUUUCUUCUCA